CUGAAACAUCGGGGCUUAAACCCUAAAAAGCGAACGGCUCCCCUUGGCAAAAACCCUAUUUUCAUUGUAAACCCUUACCACUGACGGACGUAGAGCUUCUCGUCUCCAAUGGCGUUGUAUCUUCUCUACGAAUCUGCAUCUGGAUACGGACUGUUUUUGGCCCACGGUAUUGAUGAAAUUGGGCAAAACACAGAGGCUGUUCGUAAUUCAGUAGUCGAUCUUAAUCGAUUUGGAAAGGUUGUAAGGAUUGCCGCUUUUAAUCCUUUUGAAUCAGCGCUUGAUGCUCUCAACCAGUGCAAUGCCGUCUCUGAAGGCCAAAUGACAGAAGAACUGAGAAACUUCUUGGAGCUCAGCCUUCCUAAAGUCAAAGAAGGUAAGAAACCAAAGUUCAGCUUAGGAGUAGCCGAUCCAAAAAUUGGGUCUCACAUACAAGAAGAAACCAAGAUACCCUGCCAAAGCAACGAGUUUGUUCUCGAGCUCAUUCGAGGCAUCCGUUUGCAUUUUGAUAGAUUCAUCGACAAUCUCAAGCCUGGUGACUUGGAGAAAGCUCAACUUGGUCUCGGCCAUAGCUAUAGCAGGGCAAAAGUCAAGUUCAAUGUUAACCGUGUUGACAAUAUGGUUAUUCAAGCAAUUUUCCUUCUAGAUACUCUUGAUAAAGAUGUCAAUUCGUUUUCCAUGAGAGUCAGAGAAUGGUACUCAUGGCAUUUUCCUGAGCUAGUCAAGAUAGUGAAUGACAACUAUCUGUAUGCUAAACUUGCAAAAUUUAUAGAGGACAAAUCAGAGUUAUCAGAAGAUAAAUUAUCAGGUCUAGUAGAUAUACUUGGUGAUGAAGAUAAAGCAAAGGAAGUGGUUGAAGCUGCCAAAGCAUCAAUGGGGCAGGAUUUGUCACCUGUUGACUUGAUCAAUGUCAAGAUGUUUGCUCAGAGGGUAAUGGAGCUUGCUGAGUAUAGAAAAAAGCUAUAUGAUUACCUUGUUGCUAAAAUGAGUGAUAUAGCACCUAAUUUGGCUGCAUUAAUUGGUGAAGUUGUUGGAGCUCGUUUGAUAUCUCAUGCUGGUAGCCUCACAAAUCUCGCCAAGUGUCCUUCAUCUACCCUUCAAAUCCUUGGUGCUGAAAAGGCCCUUUUCAGGGCUUUGAAAACUAAAGGGAACACUCCAAAAUACGGGCUUAUUUUUCAUUCAUCUUUUAUUGGACGUGCAUCUGCUAAAAACAAGGGUCGAAUGGCUCGAUAUCUAGCAAACAAGUGUUCUAUUGCUUCUCGAAUCGAUUGUUUUUCAGAGAAAAGUAGCACAUCAUUUGGUGAUAAACUUCGUGAACAAGUUGAGGAGCGGCUUGAUUUUUAUGAUAAGGGUGUUGCUCCUCGUAAAAAUAUUGAUGUCAUGAAAGCUGCUAUGGAAAAUGAUUUAAAUCAAGAUACAGAAAUGGAGGUGGAGAAUGUUUCAUCAAAGAAAAGCAACAAAAAGAAAUCUAAAGAGAAUGAGGCUAGUGAUGAUGGUGAUAAAGAAAAUACUGCUGCAAAUGGAGAAUCUAAAUCUGAAAAGAAGAAAAAGAAGCGAUCACUUGAAGAAAGAUUAGAGUCCAAUGGCAAAGAAAAUGGUGAAGAAACUGAAAAGAAGAAAAAGAAAAAGAAGAGCAAAGUCGUUGAGAUAGUUGAUGCUCCUACUGCUGUUAGUGAAGGCAAGAAGAAGAAGAAGAAAUCAUCUGUAGAGUGAAGAAGAUGUGUAGAUCUGAAUUUAGGGUUGAAUUGUGUUGUUUCCUAGCCAAUAACAAGCUAGGUGACUUCACAUCGAAUUUUGUUGCAACUUUGAAACUUAUAUUUGUGAGAUUUUUGGGUUUAUGGUGAAUCUUUGGUAUGCUAUCAACUUUUUGUAAACAUAUACUAUAGACUUGAUCUCUUAACGAUUUAUAUGCUUACUAAUGAAUAUUUGGUUGGCUUUGUCAAGUAAACUACAAAAAUAAUGACUUAACAUAACUACUUUGAAGCAAGGUUUUCAUCAUUAACAAUCUAUGCAACUUUAAAACCAAAUGUUACACUAGUGCAAAACCAAACUACCGUUUAUGCAUGUAACAUAAGAUCAGGAAUUGAAAAAAGUAGACUUCAAGGUUUUUUAUUUUUUUAUUUUUUUUAAAACCAUAAACCAGUUAUUAAAUGGACCUAAA
Messenger RNA from Lactuca saligna, 2158 nucleotides. NCBI's taxonomy places the organism in Eukaryota, Viridiplantae, Streptophyta, Magnoliopsida, Asterales, Asteraceae. The record is from the annotation of a GenBank genome assembly.